AUGGGAAUAUUUCGAACUAUGUCUAGUUUUUGCAAUUCAAAUAAAUUAAAAAAUGUAAAUUAUAUAAAUAAUAAGAAAAGAGAAAAAGUAGUUAUUUUAGGAUCAGGAUGGGGUGGUAUACAUUUUUUAUUAAAUUUAGAUUUUCAAAAAUAUGAUGUAACAUUAGUUUCUCCACGUAAUUAUUUUACUUUCACUCCUUUAUUGCCAUGUUUAUGUAGUGGGACAUUAAGUGUAGAUUCUUGCUCAGAAGGUGUUGACAAUUUAUUGAAGAAAAAUAAUAUAUCAGGAAAAUAUUUAAAACUUGAAUGUACAGAUAUCGUAUAUAAUGAUAAGUAUAUAACAUGUAAGGAAGAUAGAAAUAGUAAUAAUGAAAUUAAAAUAAAUUAUGACUAUUUAAUUAUUUCAGUAGGAGCACAAACAAAUUCUUUUAAUAUAAAAGGUGUAGAUAAAUAUGCAUUUUAUAUAAAAGAUGUAAUUGAUGCGUUAAAAAUACGAACAAAAUUUAUUUCAAAUUUAGAAAUAUGUUUAAAAAAAAUUAAGACAAACAAUAUGUCUGAAAAGUAUAUUAACAAUAAUAUAGAUGAUGAAGUCAUUAAAAAUAUGUUACAUGUUGUUGUGGUUGGUGGUGGACCAACUGGUGUUGAAGUAGCAGCUGAAUUAGCAGAUUUUGUAAAUAAAGAUAUUAAAAAUAAAUAUAAACAAAUUUAUAAAUAUAUAUCUAUUACUAUUGUUGAAGGAGGAAAUAAUUUACUUCCUACAUUCACACAAAAUAUAUCCAAUUUUACAAAAGAGAAUUUUAAAAAGUUAAAUAUAAAUGUGUUUACAAAUUAUCAUGUAACUGAAAUUGAUGAAAAUAAUUUUUAUAUAAAAUCAAGUAUAAAUAAAAAUGAAGAACCAAAAAAAAUACCUUAUGGUAUAAUUAUUUGGGCUAGUGGUUUAGCUCAAACGCCAUUAAUAAAUAAUUUUAUAAAAAAAAUACCAGAGCAAGUUAAUAAUAGAAUUUUAAAUGUAAAUCAACAUUUAAAAGUAAUUGGGAUACCAACAAAUGAUAUUUAUGCUAUAGGAGAUUGUAAAAAGAUUGAACCAAUAAAAUCUCAUGAGCAUAUAGAUGAAAUAAUAAACUGUUUAGGAAAUUCAAAAGUAACAUCAGAUACAUUAAAAAAUAAAUCUAAUGAAUUAUCGAAUAUAUUUCCUCAACUUAGUAAUAAAAAAUGGGAUUAUAAUAAAAAUAAAAAAACAGAAAUGAAUCAAAAAGAACUUGAAGAAUAUUUAAUGAAGGUUGAUCAAAAUUAUAAGUCUCCAGCACCAACAGCACAAAAUGCUAAACAAGAAGCUUUUUAUUUAUCAAACAUAUUUAACAAUCAUUUAUAUUAUAAAAAUAAUAAUAUUAUACCACCAUUUAUUGAAAAAUGGAAAGGUUCUUUAGCAUAUAUAGGUAAUCAUCAAGUGGUAGCCCACUUACCAUUUUAUGAAAUAAAAGGUGGACCUCUUUCAUUUACCUUUUGGAAAAUUAUUUAUAUGCAAAUGCUAUUAACCUGGAAAUCACGGUUUAACUUUAUCUUUAGUUUUUUACGAACAAAAAUUUAUGGUAGACCAUUUCACUAA
Plasmodium vinckei vinckei is the source of this 1605-nucleotide messenger RNA. RefSeq names its product type II NADH:ubiquinone oxidoreductase, putative. Gene Ontology annotation, molecular function: NADH dehydrogenase activity. The transcript has a single exon. Lineage: Eukaryota; Apicomplexa; Aconoidasida; Haemosporida; Plasmodiidae. The record is from RefSeq and is a predicted model, not a curated record. The coding region runs from base 1 to 1605 and encodes 534 amino acids.